CUGUGCGCGAGGACGGUCAGGUCUCAGAGCAGGCGCAGUGCUCAGAUCAGGAUCUCUCUCUUUCGUUCUCUCAUGCACAUUUUUUGGUGUUUUAUCCUGUAAAUGUGUUUUUAAUAAACGCAUUACAGUGCAUUCUAUCGGAUUUUAAUCCUGCACUCAUCAGAUAAAGCGUCGAAGGAGCGCCUUCUCCCGUCCUCUUCCAUUUUUUUGGCUUUUUUCCUUUUUUUUUUUUUUUUUUUUUUUGGGACCAAUACAAAAGGAAGCUUGUGUGACUGGAGCCCGGAUUCGCAUUACAUUCUGGAGUUUAAAAAAAAAAAAAAAGAAAGAAAUCUUCAGCAUCACACCCUGACAGCAGGCUUGUGUGCACGCGCGUUUGAUGUGGAGAUGUUUUUAUUCAUGCAUUAACGCAAAAUUCAGCCGCAAACUCAAAGGAAGCGUCAUUUUCCCUUCAUUUCCUUCAUUUCCUUUCUUUUUCCAGCUGAAGCCCUAUCCAGGCCUUUAACAGCUUGCAUUAUUCCAUCUAAACAACUACUGGGAUAUCAUCUGAAAUCUGAAAUCAGAGCUCGUGAGGCUGAAUUGCGUUGCGUAACUGGAAAACUUCACAAACUCGACUUUUUGUGCGUGUGCGCGCGCGCGCUCGUGUGUGCGCGUGUGAGCGAGUGGGGUUUUUUUUGGCCAUUUUGUUUUACACAAUCUGUGCAAUCGUUUAAAACUCUGAAAUUAAAGUGCUCCAUGGGUUCUCCGUCUCCGAGGCCCAGCUGACAGGACUUCAGCACCACUCCUUUUUCUUUUUGUUUCUGUUUUUUUUUUUUUUCUUUUCCUUCCUUUUUUAUUAUUAGGACAUGUGGGGGAUUUCUCCCUCCAUCAUGAGGCUCGUGUGGAGGAGUGUGACUGCUGUGUGGAUCCUGCUGCUCACAACACGGGCUGAUGAAGAGGUUUUAAUGAACACCAAGACGGAGACGUCGGAUCUGAAGUGGACCACUUACCCCCGGCCCUCCGGAUCCGAGGAGGCGAGCGGUCUGUGGGAGGAAGUGAGCGGUCUGGACGAGGAGAACAACAGCGUGCGGACGUAUCAGAUCUGUCAGAGCGACGGCUCGGCGAGUCACUGGCUGCGCAGUAAGCUGAUUGCGCGGCGCGGCGCCUCGCAGGUCUACGUGGAGCUGCGCUUCACCAUGAUCGAGUGCUCGUCUCGCACCACACACCACCGCUCCUGCAAAGAGACCUUCAACCUCUACUACUACGAGAGCGACACGGACGACGCCACACCCACACACCCCGCCUGGAUGGAGAACCCUUACGUCAAGGUGGACACGGUGGCAGCGGACUACCUGCUCCGCAAAGGAGGAGAGAAAAAGUUCAACGUGAAGACGCUGCGUCUGGGUCCUCUGAGCAAGCGCGGCUUUUAUUUAGCGUUCCAUGCUCAGGGAGCGUGCAUGGCCCUGCUCUCAGUGCGCGUCUUCUUCAAGAAGUGUCCUUCUCUCACGCGCUCGCUGUCCGUCUUCCCCGAGACAAUCCCGCGCUCUCUGGUGCAGGAGGCUGUGGGCAAGUGUGUGAGGAACGCCGCUUUGCUCGGACCCAAAGCGAGACCGCCGAAGAUGUUCUGCGCCGAGGACGGGCAGUGGGUGGAUCAGCCGAGCAGCAGCUGCACGUGUUCGCCGGGGUACGAGGCGGGAACGGGAGAGCUCGAGUGCAGGGCGUGUCCUGCGGGUCACUUUAAGUUGAUUCCCGGUGCCGGUCCGUGUUCUCCGUGUCCCGAGUCGAGUCACACGGGAGAGAUGGGAGCCGCCGCGUGUAUGUGUCGCCCGGAAUACCACCGCGCACCCACAGACACGCUGGACAUGCCCUGUACACGCCCACCCUCGCCCCCCCACAGCCUCUUCCCUCAGAUUAACGACACGUCGGUGACUCUGGAGUGGAGCGAGCCGGUGGACAGCGGCGGUCGCUCUGACCUCUCCUACAGCGUCGAGUGUCAAGUGUGUGUGACGUCCUCGUGCUCGCCGUGCGGCGACAGCGUGAGCUACCGACCCGCCCAGAGAGGCCUGAGCGGACGCACCGUCAGCGUCUGGGGGCUCCGCCCACACACUACCUACACCUUCACCGUCACCGCCCUCAACGGGGUUUCCCUGCUCAGCGGCCAGGGGCCGGCCUCGGAGAGCAUCAACAUCACCACCGGGCAACACAUUCCAGUGCUGGUUUCGGGGCUCAGGCAGAGCACAGCAACUGAAUCCAGUCUGACGUUACACUGGCCGAUCCCAACACACACUCACUACAGCAUCCUACAGUAUCAACUCCGCUACUGCGAGAAGCAGGAGCGUGGCGCAGAGGAACACUCAUGCCGUUAUAAGGAGAGCGUCAGCAAUCACGUGGUUCUGAGUGACCUCCGUAGGGCGACUCAGUACGAAGUGCAGAUCCGAGCUCGGACGCAGUCAGGAUACAGCAUCUUCAGCCAGGCCAAGUCCUUCAGAACGCUGCCUGAUGAAGACGUCUCCUCAUCGCCGCUGCUGGUCACCGGGAUUCUCGUCGCCGUGGGGAUGAUCCUGCUCAUCGCCGUCAUCGGCCUCGCCAUCUACUGCAUCCGCAAACAGAACCGUCUGAAGGAUCCAGAACUCAGUGAUAAAAAUGGCCAGUACCUCAUGGGCCAAGGAGUGAAGGUGUACAUCGAUCCGUUCACUUACGAGGACCCGAACGAGGCUGUGAGAGAGUUCGCUAAAGAGAUCGACGUCUCCUGCGUGAAGAUCGAGGAAGUGAUCGGAGCAGGUGAGUUUGGUGAGGUGUGUCGAGGUCGUCUCCGUGUUCCCGGUAAGAAGGAGAACUACGUGGCGAUUAAGACCCUGAAGGGCGGCUACACGGAUAAACAGAGGCGGGACUUCCUGUCCGAGGCGUCCAUCAUGGGCCAGUUCCACCAUCCCAACAUCAUCCACCUGGAGGGCAUCAUCACUGCCAGCUGCCCCGUCAUGAUCAUCACCGAGUUCAUGGAGAACGGAGCACUCGACUCCUUCCUCAGGCUGAACGACGGUCAGUUCACGCCGAUCCAGUUAGUGGGAAUGCUGCGUGGAAUAGCGAGCGGGAUGAAGUAUCUUUCGGAGAUGAGCUACGUCCAUCGGGAUCUGGCGGCUCGGAACAUUCUGGUCAACAGCAACCUGGUGUGUAAAGUGUCUGAUUUCGGGCUGAGCCGGUUCCUGCAGGAGAACUCCUCCGACCCCACGUACACUAGCUCACUGGGCGGUAAGAUCCCGAUUCGCUGGACGGCUCCCGAGGCCAUCGCGUUCCGCAAAUUCACCUCCGCCUCCGACGUGUGGAGCUACGGCAUCGUCAUGUGGGAGGUGAUGUCGUUUGGAGAGAGACCGUACUGGGACAUGAGCAACCAGGACGUUAUCAACGCUAUAGAGCAGGACUAUCGUUUGCCGCCGCCCCCUGAAUGCCCCUCCCACCUCCACCAGCUGAUGCUGGACUGCUGGCAGAAAGAGCGAACGGCUCGCCCCAGGUUCUCCAACAUCGUCUCCGCCCUCGACAAGCUGAUCCGCAACCCCGUCUCCCUCAAAAUCACCGCUCACGAUGGAGCAGGUCCGUCUCACCCUCUCCUGGACCAGCGUUCCGCUCUCUCCUCCUGCAGCUCGGUGGCUGAGUGGCUCAGGGCCAUAAAGAUGGAGCGCUAUGAGGAGAGCUUCAUACAGGCAGGAUACACAUCCAUCCAACUACUGACUCACAUCAACGCCGAGGAUCUGUUGCGGUUGGGCGUGACUCUCGCCGGCCAUCAGAAGAAAAUCCUCUCCAGCAUUCAAGCUCUUCGAUUCCAGAACAAGAGUCCCAAUAACAUCCUCUACUGACUGACACACACACUCACACGGACAUCUGCAAAAUAAACCCACACACACACACACACACACACACACGUUUAUAGACUCAGCUCUUCCUGUGACGUGGACCAAUCAGGACUUUGUUUGCCGUCCAAUCAGGAGCUGUAUCAGGACGUCAGAAAAUGGCUUCCAAGUGACUUUAAAGGUUUAAAAGACGCUAUGAUGCGAGUUCCCGAAUCGCCGCGGCAACAGCACGGCGUUUUUUUAAUGGCGAACGUCACGAAGGAUGAGAGGAGAAAAGAAAAAGUGCCAUAUUUUGGCGUGACCGUGCCGAGCGGAGGACUUCCACGCCGUGUUACGUUUUCAGAGUAUUUUUCUAACGGAGUGGGAGUGUGUGUGUGUGUGUGUGUGUGUGUGUGUGUGUGUGUGUGUGUGUGUGUUUUAUCGGCGAGAGACUUAACGAGGAUUAAACGAGGAGGAACAGCGAGAACCGUGUUUCAGCCCUACUGGGACAGCGGCGGUUCUCCACGGGGGAACCAAGCGGGGGAACUCCCUCUGUUCUCUCUUCUGUCUUUACACACGUCACACUCGGGGGAUUUGAUUUCUUUUCAGUAUCUGCAGUGUGUGCUGUGAAAAAUCACACACACACACACACACACACACACACACACCUCACAUCACCUAGACGUCUCCUAGACGACUGUUUGAUUCUGAUUUAUUAUUAACGCCGGAAAUAGAAUCUGGUCACACAGACUGUAGUCUGUUUACACGUUUUCACACGUAUCCUGUUUGGAUUACGUCCUUUCUGUGAUUAAUCCAGAUUAUACGUGUAGGGUGGUCAGUUAUUCCGAGGUUUUACACACACACACACACACACACACACACACACACACACGAGCGGUGUUUGAAUGUAUUAAUCAGUCGUUUCUCAUUUCACCUCUCAUUUCUAUUGGUGUAUCCCCGCCUCCAAAUGAUCACAUGACCACGUAGAGCAGCGGGUCUCAAAAUGGGGUCCGUGAUUUUAUUAUAUUAUUUCCUUUUUUCAAUUUUGUUACAUUUUUUCAUUUGUUAUAUUUAGGGGUCCAAGCACCAAAGUCACCUCGGACCUAACGUGUUUCCACCUAAUGGGUGGAAAAUUCAAGAAUUAGAGAAAGCUCUGUGGCUCUGAAAAAGACGAUUAGAAGAAUCUCAGUAAUGCGUUUAGGCAAUAAAUCCGUACUGAGGGGGUCCGUGGAAUUUAUUUUACAGAUAACGGGGUCUUUGGUCUCGUUAAAGAGUCUGAGAUGCGCUUUAUGAUUGAGUGUGAUCAGUAUUCUACACCAGAAUCAAAAUCAGGGUUAUGUUCAUAAUAAUCAGAACGAGAUUUUUUUUAUUUUUUUUUUUAAAACAUGAACAGAACAGGCUUGAUGUUUUUUUUUUUUUUUUUUUCCAGUUUAUCCUUUACAUGAUGUAUAAAUGUUUGAAUCGCAAUACGAGCGCUCUUUAAUCGCAGUGAUUGAGCAUUAAUUAAUGUUUUAAAUGCUGCCCAUAAACUCUGAAUGCAUUAAUUGAUUAAUAAAUAAAUAAAUAAAUAAGUCAAUAAAUGGCGCCAAAUCCACUUGUUAAUUAAAACUGUUAGUGUUUAUUACGUUUCCAGUAUUUAACCAAUUAGAAAACUUUUUCAAAACAAUAUCACACUCGAUUGUGUUUAUUUGAAAAGCUAAAAAAAAUAAUCACGAUAUUUAUAUUACGAUUAAUUAAUCAGGCCUGUGAGUGUGAUGCAGUUCGUCCCGUCGCAGUUUUACACACAUCCGGAUGCAAACGUUUUAUUCCAGGUGUCCAGUAGGGCUUCAGGAAGUGUGUGUGUGUGUGUGUGUGUGUUUGUGUGUGCGCGAGUGUGAGUGUGAGAGAGUGUGUGUGUGUGUGUGUGUGUGAGUGAGAGAGAGAGAAAGAGAUGAGUGAGGUGUUAGCACUUGAUCAUAUUUUAUUCAGGCGUAACGACGGACAGCGUCGGAUAUCGUCACCACACACACACACACACACACACACACACACACACACACACACACAGAAAGCUUUUCCUCUCGUAAGCAGAACGUCUUGAUUUAAAAACUAUUCCACUUCAGUGACCUUUGACCCCAGGCGGGCGACCCGGUGUGGGUUUCUGGGGAGGAGGAAGAGUCGGAUCUUCACAUUGGAGAUCUGUUUUAAACAAAAGCAGGGAGACGAUUAUUAUUAUAAUAAUAAUUAUUAUUGUUGUUGUGUUUAUUAUUAUUAUAAUUAUGCCUUUGUUUUCUUUUGAUGUAUAGGAAUAUACAUUUUUAUGUAAAUGAGUUUUAAUUCCUCCUUCAGUGUAACCUGUGUUUCUGUCCCAACAAUAAACCAUUUACACACACACACUCACUCACA
Molecule: messenger RNA, 6185 nt
Organism: Pangasianodon hypophthalmus (striped catfish)
Lineage: Eukaryota; Metazoa; Chordata; Actinopteri; Siluriformes; Pangasiidae
Product: ephrin type-B receptor 4a
Exons: 17
Coding region: 843-3827 (994 amino acids)
Biological process (GO): central nervous system projection neuron axonogenesis; cell surface receptor protein tyrosine kinase signaling pathway; protein phosphorylation
Cellular component (GO): neuron projection; plasma membrane
Molecular function (GO): ATP binding; transmembrane-ephrin receptor activity; protein binding
Source: RefSeq, a predicted model, not a curated record